AUGGACCUUGCAAUGCUAGAAAAGACUAAAAAUGACAAGAUACUUUCUCGGUUCAUUAAAAAAGGAGGGAGCACAAUCAAGGAGUUAGCUCAAUCCAUUAUGGAGAAUGCUACUGCUGCUACUAAGAAGAAAGCUGAAGCUGCCAAAUCUUCGGCCAAAGACAGUAGUGCCCCAGGGUCAACGACGUCUCAAGCUACAAAGCAGCGAGAAGCUACAAAUAGCUCAUCUCAGCCUAUUGUCGGUAUCAAGCGGGCCAGGGAAGACGACAGUAGCACAACAUUGACGAAGCGGGUGGUAUCCCCAUCAUUUGUAAAGGGCACCACCCGAGUCGUGUCUGGAGGCGCCUCGGCCGCAGCAAAGAAAAUGACCGCCCCUGCAAAGGACGGCAGAUCAACCCCUAAUGGCACUUCCCAGGCAUCUACAAAACCCAAAGCCAAUAUAGUCAUACCUAAGCCCACGCCGAGUCUUUUCAGCAGCUUGAUGUCAGCGUCAAAGAAACCUGGAACAUCAAACGCUGCUCGUGCAGCAGCGGCUGCCGCAGCAAAGGAUAAGCCGACUAGUGUCGUUACUGAGGUUAAGACGACUCCUCAGCCAGCUCCGCCGCCGGUAGCAAAGCCUGCCUUUUCUUUCUCUGAGACUAUGGCCAAUUUGAAUAAGCCUCGAGAACGUAGUCCAUCAAAACAGGAAGAAGACAGUCCACCCGAGACAGAUGAGGAACGCAAGAAGCGGCUUCGGAAAGAGGCACGGAGGAAAUUGCGAGUCACCUGGAAGCCAGACAGCAGUCUCACAGAAGUGCGUUUAUUCACUCAUGACCCUGAGGAAGAGAUUGGCUACGAUGACAGUAUGAUGCGUGAUGUCGGCGAUGUCGCUGGGGAGGGUAGGACUCUUAAACUUCACCAUGGCUUGGAUGACCUUGAUGAUGAGGACGAGGGCUGGAACGAAGAGAGCUUAGCACCAUACACGGCCCUCUCAGCCAUCGACUUUAGUGACCUUCUAGAAGAAGACCGGGAGAGGAACUUCAUCAAGACCGGCGGUUCAAAGACUGCAGAUAGCCCCGAGAAGACGGCGCAAGAUCAGCGAGAAGCCACUACUCUCAGCGUUUUCUAUACUUCUCCCUCGGAUAUUCCAAACACCCCCAAAGAGCCUCCGCCACCGGACAAUGACGAUGAACCAUAUAGCCCUCUCGUACCGUUUGGAGAACCAGAUCACUUUGUCAAGGCCCGGUCACAGCGAUACUUUGAUUCCCGCUCGCCACCCGUCCAGGCAGCACCUCAGGCUACUCCUGGAGCUCAACCAAACAACGCAGCUCCUCUUGAGAUAUCGUCCCUAUUAAAGAUUCUUCAGCAAAAUCAGCAGCCUCAACCAGUACAACAACAACAACAGCCGGCUAUGCCUCCCAAUGUUCCUGAUUUACAACAAACGCUCGCCCAAUUUACAGCCAAUGCACAAUCGCCUCAAUUGCAACAGACUUCCCAGUCAGGGCAGGCCCCUAGUGCUCAAGGUCUGGAUUUCCAAAAACUGCUGGCAGUUAUGAACGCCCAGAAAAAAAUGCAACAGGCUACCGCUUUCCCCCAAAUUACUACCCCUCCAACCCCCAAUCUAGCUGCUAUUCUCUCUCAGCUUUCGAAUCCAGCUAGCCAAUUACAACAGCAGCAGCAGCAGCAAAAUCAGGGCCAAAAUACAGAUUCACAGGCAUUCAAUCAGACCUUUUAUGAGGAUGGGGAUAACAAGCGCAGCUAUGAAGGUGAUGAUUCAUAUGACCAUAACAAACGUGCAAAGAUCAAGAAACAU
Messenger RNA from Trichophyton verrucosum HKI 0517, 1791 nucleotides. RefSeq lists its product as uncharacterized. Lineage: Eukaryota; Fungi; Ascomycota; Eurotiomycetes; Onygenales; Arthrodermataceae. The annotation marks the transcript as partial. The transcript has 2 exons. The record is from RefSeq and is a predicted model, not a curated record.